AUGCUCAUAAUCCGCCCCGUGCCGCUCUUUCCUCCUGGCUGGGGCUUCAUCCUGCUCGGCGCGCUUACAGUCGCAUCCGGUCUGCUAGGAGUUGUUUCAGCUGCGCGGCCAGGAUUCUUCUUCGACUGCCACGUGUUCUGCCUUUUGGUCUCCCUCGCGGGCUUCCUCGCGUCGUUCCUGGUCAUCUUCCUGCGCCUCGACGUAAUCGUGGGGAACCUGAGCCCGGCGGUAGAGAGCGGCAAGGCGCGGCAGCUGGUGAGCACGGAGGGCGCCAUCUACCUCGUGCUCUUCGUCACGCAGCUCGUCGUGCUGCUGCUCGCCGCCAUCGUGCAGUGCUGUGGCGCAGCUGACUAUAGCGAUGCCUACGAAUCGAUUUCCCCCGUUAGAGCCUCAACCCGCAGAUAUGAAGAGCCUCGGCGGCCGAGAAUGGAGGCUCGUGCUGCUCCUCGAAUGCCGGAAAGACCUAGUGAAGCCCCCCGGCGGUGGAUUCCGGCGAAGCCGGCGGAGCCGACGCCGCCAGCCAUGGCAGGUGGUGUGGAGUAUUCGGGCAGAGUGGUGGGAGAUAAGACGCAGAGAAUGGCAGAGCAGCUUCAGCAGAAGUACGCGCACUGGGUCAAGCGCGACACGCACUUCGUCGAGAGCCUCUCGAGCAAGUCCUCUGUUAGCCAGCAGACUGCUCGCGUUACUUCGCUCCAGAAGCAUUCGCUGGCGUCUGCCGUCUCCGCUCCGCGCGCGUCCAUUUCGAAUAAUGCGGACUUCGGCAAGCCCGAGAACCCGAGGGCGAGCCGGAUCGUGCCGUCCGCCGUGGCGAGCGAGCCCGCGGCAGUGAGCAACUCGCCAAAUGCAUUCCACACGGAAAACGGCUACCUUUACGUCGAAGAUAUGCGUGUCGCUGACGUGGCAGAGCAGAUCUGGCAGCAAGAGGACAACUUCCGUCCCUUCUACCUCUACAGCCGUCCGCAGAUCCUCCGCAACUAUAACGCGUAUGUGGACGCGCUUAAGGGCCUGCCGGGGUCUAUUAUCGGGUACGCGGUGAAGUCGAACAACAACCUCAAGGUGCUGCAGACGCUGUGCGGCGCGGGCAGCGGCGCCGUGCUCGUCAGCGGCAACGAGCUCCGCCUCGCGCUCCUCGCCGGCUUCGACCCUUCCCGGUGCGUGCUGAACGGCAACGGCAAGCAGCAGCACGAGCUGGAGCUGGCCGCGGAGCACGGGUGCCUGAUCAACAUCGACAGCGAGUUCGACCUCGAACAUGUCACCGCCGCCGCCGAGGCCACCGGCAAGGUCGUCAACGUGCUGCUCCGCAUCAACCCCGACGUCGACCCGCAGGUGCACGCGUACGUGGCGACGGGCAACAAGAGCAGCAAGUUCGGCAUCCGCAACGAGCGCCUGCGGUGGUUCCUCGACCAGAUCCGCGCGCGCGAGGGCAAGCUGCGCCUCGUCGGCGCGCACUGCCACCUGGGGUCCACCAUCACCAAGGUGAACGUGUUCCGCGAUGCGGCGCGCAUCAUGGUGGGGUAUCUGGACGAGAUCCGCGCGCAGGGCUUCCCCGUGCAGUACCUCAACAUCGGGGGUGGACUCGGCAUCGACUACUCGCGCUCCAAUGCCGUGCUGCCCUCGCCCACCGACCUCAUUGACACUGUGAGGGAGAUAGUGACGGACCGCGGGCUGACGCUAAUCAUUGAGCCGGGGCGGUCGCUGAUCGGCAACACGGCGGCGUUUGUGUGUCGGGUGAUCGGGGUGAAGAGCAACGGCAGCAAGGACUUCAUCGUCGUCAACGGCUCCAUGUCUGAGCUCAUCCGCCCCGCCCUCUACGACGCCUACCAACACAUAGAGCUGGUGGCGCCGACGCCGGAGGGGGCGGAGGAGCGAAGCUUUGACGUGGUGGGGCCCGUGUGCGAGUCCGCUGACUUCCUCGGCAAGGCCCGCUCUCUGCCCACACCUGCUGAGGGGGAUGCUCUUGUGGUGCACGAUGCUGGAGCGUACUGCAUGGCCAUGGCUUCCACAUACAAUCUCAAGAUGCGCCCUCCUGAAUACUGGUCAGUCCACGAGCCGAUCCCCUCGCUGCAUUACGGAUUAAUCAUGGCCAGCGCAUCGUGCCUCGCAAAGGUGAACCUGCAGCCGUCGCCGUGCGCUGCCGGUCUUAGAAGCCAGUCCGCGGAUUGCGCGUCGUUGCGCAAGAGCGUCGCGGUGCAGCCAUGUGGCGUGCGGAGGGGAGUGAGCGUGCGCGCGUACAAGGACGCGGAGAGGGUUGGCGUGGCGGCGGCGGCCGUGGCUCUGACGGCGCAACUGACGGCCGCAAAUGCCGCGUUGGCCGUGGACGCGGACCAAGUCCGAGAAACACUCGCCCAGGUGGAAGAACUGGCUAAGCAGACUGCUGACCUGGCAACCAAGGUGUACAGCACGAGCAUCGACGUGGCAGAGCAGGUGGUCCGCGUCACCAAGCCGCUGGUGGAGGCGGCAGCGCCGGUGGUGAUCGAGGGAGCGCAGGAGGCGUUAAAGGCGGCGGCACCGGUGGCGUCGGACCUGGCGGAGAAGGCGUCCAAGGCGCUGCAGGACUCGGGCGUCGACGUCGCGCCCGUCGUCGAGGCCGCCAGGACGGCGGCGAGCGUGGCGGACGGCGUGACCGACAGCACGGGGCGCGCGAUUACGGCGGUGACGCCGUACGCGACGAGCACGGUGGACCUCAUCAGCUCCGCCGACCCCACCGCGCUCUCCAUCGCCGCGGGCGGGCUCUUCGGGCUGUACCUCCUGCUGCCCUCCAUCGGCCGCGGCAUCGCCUACUCUUUCCGCGGCUACGCAGGCGAGCUGACGGCAGCGCAGGCGUUGGACGUGUUGGAGAGGGAGGAGAGCGUGCUCGUGGACGUGCGCUCAGAGGACCAGAAGCUCUCCUCCGGCGUGCCCUCUCUGCCCCGUGGGCUCUCCCGCAAAAUCAUCUACGUCCCAGUGGAGGAGGUGCCAGUGGAGCUGCGCGACCAGCUGAAGAACCCCUUGGACACGGAGGCGGAGCUCACAGCCAUCAAGGUGGCGUCGCUCAAGAGAAUUGGCCGCCGCGCUAAACUCAUCGUCAUCGACAACGACAAUGAGAUCUCAAAGCAGGUGGCGCGGUCGCUGGCCUCUCUAGGCUACCGCAACGUGUGGGUCGUGCGGGACGGCGUGGAGGGGCGGGCUGGAUGGGCGGCGAGCCAGCUGGCGAUCGACUCGUACGACGGGCCACCCACAAGCUGGUUCUCGGUGCCGUCUUACUCGUCGGGCGGCACCAGCAAGGAGCGCACCGGCACCCAGAAGCUCGGCACUCAGUCUAGGCUCGGCACUCAAUCGGUGUCUGCAGCUGCCUCCACUGCCGCUGCGGAGGAGUAA
Closterium sp. NIES-65 is the source of this 3357-nucleotide messenger RNA. The record is from the annotation of a GenBank genome assembly. Lineage: Eukaryota; Viridiplantae; Streptophyta; Zygnematophyceae; Desmidiales; Closteriaceae.